Molecule: messenger RNA, 1321 nt
Organism: Epinephelus fuscoguttatus (brown-marbled grouper)
Lineage: Eukaryota; Metazoa; Chordata; Actinopteri; Perciformes; Serranidae
Gene: rln1
Product: relaxin 1
Exons: 2
Coding region: 211-753 (180 amino acids)
Cellular component (GO): extracellular region
Molecular function (GO): hormone activity
Source: RefSeq, a predicted model, not a curated record
CAGUGGCUACAGAGGGGAACAAAAAGAGGAAACCAAAGUCUGCUCUGCAACACAAGACAGAAAAAUACGAGCAUCUUCUACAACGUAACGGAAAGAAAAGUCAACAAGAAGGAAACUAACAGGAUUUUAAACGAUCAGAUCUGAGGUGGAACCCAGCUUGACCCUCCUGUGCAGCGCAGAACAGCUCGUUCCGUCACUUUCAAGUGAAAAAUGCUGUGGAGAUUGUCUCUCGCUGUGGCCGUGGUGUGCGUCGGUGGCAUAUGCAACUGUGUGAAGGCAGACGUGAUGAGCAGGCUGAUCAUACCGAGGGACUACGGGGUGAAACUGUGCGGCAGAGAGUUCAUCAGAGCAGUCAUUUUCACCUGUGGUGGCUCCCGGUGGAAACGAUCCACGGAGGGGGGCUUAGAUUCCUUCCAGUGGGGUUCCCUUAGUGACAUUACAGCAGAAGACAACCAGCACACCUGGCAAUCCAGCGCAGAGCUCACAGUAGAUAACCCCUCUCAGCUCCAUCCCAGCUCCUCUUACUCCCUGGCAGACCUCCUGGCUCUUUUCAGGGCUCGAGGAGACGGGCAGCAGCCGUCGCUGAGUGACUUUGCCUCGCUGAAGAAGCCUCAGCUGUCCACAGUUUCAGGCGAGCAAGCUACUGCCGACUGGCCCGUAGCGAGCAAGAAGAAGAGAAACUUUUCCCUGGGUGUGGCGGGGAAGUGCUGUAACCAGGGCUGCACUAAGAAUGAUAUCGGACGCUUGUGCUGAGGCAAGGGGGAAAAGGAUUUGUGACAUGAAGAUGUUGUGAUGGGCAGUAAUGAACAGUGUAUAAAGAAGUAGGAGGAGAGCAAGUUCACACCUGCUGUUCAACAGGCUCGAGUCAGCCGAAUAUUUUAAUAUAUAUUUUCUUUAUUCUCCUCACUUGAUAUUUUCUUUAAAAAAAAAAAAACAUGUCCUGUAUGUUGCCCUUGAAGCACCGUUGAGAAUAAAUUUUAAAUACUGUUAAUAUGAAAUGUCGAGCAGUGUCAUAUGUUGUGUACAACGCUUGUGUAUAUGUGUGGACAGGAUUUGGGAGCAAUAAACAGCGUCCAUAUUGUCGCCUGCAGUCUGUCUGGUGAAACUACGUUCAUACUCGCACGCGCCAAUAUCACACAUUAGUGUCAUUUAGGCUGCUGUGAACUUAUUGCCGGCCUCUGUUCACAGCAUUACGCCUGUUGGAUCAUUUUCCGUCAAACACCCCGGGGACACUACAGCAAAAGAGUAGGUUUCCUUUUUUCUUUUAACCCUUUGUGACGUAGAUAAAACAAAUGAAUUAAAUACAGACAACCCCCUGCGU